Molecule: messenger RNA, 1147 nt
Organism: Cercocebus atys (sooty mangabey)
Lineage: Eukaryota; Metazoa; Chordata; Mammalia; Primates; Cercopithecidae
Gene: CABP2
Product: calcium binding protein 2
Exons: 7
Coding region: 276-956 (226 amino acids)
Molecular function (GO): calcium ion binding
Source: RefSeq, a predicted model, not a curated record
AGUCUGGGGCGUCUGUGCUCUCCAGGGGGCCUUGGGCCCAAGUGGCCCCCCUCAGCAGCGGAGACAUUCAAAGAUAAUCCUGGAUUAGGACCCAAGCCCCGGGCCCAGGUCCCCCGCCUGCCCACCCGCCCCUGAUCUUCCCCACAAAACCCCGGGAAAAUCCCCGGCAGUACUCCCAGGCUCUCACCGGGAGCAGCUGGGGGCUGGCAGGAGUCCGCGGGCAGCAGCAUCCGCUGAGGCCCAGCCUGGGCCACCCCCGGGGUUCCAGGCCUGGCAUGGUUCAGGGCCCAUGGGGAACUGUGCCAAGAGGCCCCGGCGCCGGGGCCCUAAGGACCCCUGGCAGUGGCUCGGCUCCCCACCAAGGGGCUCCUGCCCCAGCCCCAGCUCCAGCCCCAAGGAGCAGGGGGCCCCCAGGCCAGGCAUCCAGGGCUACUCAGUGCUCAACAGCCUGGUGGGGCCUGCCUGCAUCUUCCUGCGGCCCAGCAUUGCUGCCACCCAACUCGUAUGACCGGGAGCUGCGGCCCGAGGAGAUUGAAGAGCUGCAGGUCGCCUUCCAGGAGUUUGACAGAGACCGGGACGGCUACAUCGGCUGCCGGGAGCUGGGUGCCUGCAUGCGGACCCUGGGCUACAUGCCCACCGAGAUGGAGCUCAUCGAGAUCUCCCAACAAAUCAGUGGCGGGAAGGUGGACUUUGAAGAUUUCGUGGAGCUGAUGGGCCCCAAGCUGCUGGCAGAGACUGCAGACAUGAUCGGCGUCCGGGAGCUGCGGGACGCCUUCCGGGAGUUCGACACCAACGGGGACGGCCGCAUCAGCGUGGGCGAGCUCCGGGCAGCCCUCAAGGCCCUGCUGGGGGAGCGCCUCAGCCAGCGGGAGGUGGAGGAGAUCCUCCAGGACGUGGACCUCAAUGGGGACGGCCUGGUCGACUUCGAAGAGUUUGUGCGAAUGAUGUCUCGGUGAGCCUGUACAGAAGCUGGAGGCAGCAGACAGGACUCAAGGACCACAGCCUCUGCCCACCAGCAUGUUCUUUGAAGCCCAUCACCUCCAGCAGGGACACCCCUCUCCUCCCCAUCCCACCUGUGUGCAGCGCCCUUGCCUGCCUUCACCCCCACCACCACUUCUCCAAUAAAGCUGCCUGGCCUCGUCUCUGU